AGGUCCUUCGCCGCAGCUCUUCAUUCCUGCCACAUCACCGUCUGAGCCCCUUGCCGCUUCAGUCGAUCUCUCUACGCCACUCUUACCGACGAUGUUCAUCGCAUUCCUUGCCCUCGCGAUCAGCCUGAAUCUUGUGUGGCCCGCCCAGGCCGAUCACUACACCUGCCAUUGGCGACCGGGAAACGAGUCUCCAAAAAAGUACGGCUACAAGCAUUACUGCAACGCAGAGCAAAACAUUGUCGAUCCUGUCAAGUCGACCCUUCAAUGGAGCUGUACCAGCAAGUACAAUCGCACUGUGAGCCCGGCCAAUUGGAAUAUGGUCGGACACCUGGCCCUCGAGUUCGCCACGCCCUGCGGAGAAGGAGGAUGGUUCCUCGACACAUAUGGAAUAUGUCCCGGCGAUUACUUUGCAAUGUGUCUCAAGCCGGCGCAGGAUUGCUACUAUCUUCACGAUGAAGAUGACUGUCAGUGGCCCGACUUGUACAACGUGAACGAGCUGCCCAAGACGCUGGACAUUUGGUACUGGUCGGAUGAGAUCUAACCGACCGACCGAGUCGUGAGCCAUGCAGUAGAUCCUGUUCCUUCCGCGGGCUUAAGCAAUCGAUGAAGGCA
Molecule: messenger RNA, 612 nt
Organism: Jaminaea rosea
Lineage: Eukaryota; Fungi; Basidiomycota; Exobasidiomycetes; Microstromatales
Exons: 4
Coding region: 92-541 (149 amino acids)
Source: RefSeq, a predicted model, not a curated record